AUGGGGAUUCCGUGGUCGACCCGAAUUCGUUCUUCUGUGUUGGCGGUGGAGGAGAAGAGGAUAGAGAUGAAUUUCAUCUCGGAUCUGUUCGAGGCUUUCAUCCCCAGUGAUCAGAUAUCGGAAUCUGAUUCGAUUCCUGCUGAAGAUCCGAGUCCGGAAUUUGGAUUUGGCCCGGGUCUUGGGUUGGCUGAAGUCCCCUCCGUUGUUGGUCUUCGAGUGGUUGGCAUCGAGUCGGAGUCUGAUUCUGAGGAAUUUGAGGUAGAUUCUGGGUUAAUUAACAAUCAUGAUAAUUAUGAUAAUGUUGGAUUUAAUUAUCAUAUUAAUGAUAGUGAAAGGGCUUUAAAUGAAGAGUAUGAAUGGGAGGAGGUAAAUGAGAGAAUCCAAUUUGGUGGGAGGGAGAACUUGAAUUCAGUGAUUGAUGGAAUUGAAGAAAUGAAUUUGAAUUCAACGAUUGAUCGAAUUGAAGAAAUUUCAGUUUCGUCUGAGAUUUCUUCGUCUGAAGAUGGCACUCUACCUUUAAGCGAUGAUGGAGGACGACAUGAGGAAGCACGAAAUUUGGACUGGGCAGUGCUUUUCAGGGAGAGUCAUCUAGGAAGAAAUUCGGAAAUGGUGAAUGUGGAAGCAUAUAAUAACAGAAAUGUAUUUCUAAAUUCUCUUGAUGAGUAUCUUUUGGCCAUGGAACUGGAUAUGCAAUUCGUGGACAAUGAGACUGGUUUAAAGUGUAGUCCACCUGCUGCUAAAUCUGUAGUGGAGAACCUGCCUUCAGUGGUGUUAUCAAAGGAGGUAACUGGGGCAAAUAAUAAUGAGGUUGUCUGCGCGGUCUGUAAGGAUGAGGUUGCAACAGGAGAAAAGGUCACUAGAAUGCCUUGUAGCCAUCUUUAUCAUGGGGACUGCAUUUUUCCGUGGCUCAGGAUCAGGAACACAUGCCCACUUUGUAGGUAUGAGUUGCCUACAGACAAUGUGGGUUAUGAGAAAAUGAGGAGUGAUCAUAGGAUUACUGCUAGCUUCCUUAAUGCUUUGCGGGUGAGAUACAAUGAACUUUUGCCUUGA
This is a messenger RNA of Fraxinus pennsylvanica, 1050 nucleotides long. NCBI's taxonomy places the organism in Eukaryota, Viridiplantae, Streptophyta, Magnoliopsida, Lamiales, Oleaceae. The record is from the annotation of a GenBank genome assembly.